Molecule: messenger RNA, 936 nt
Organism: Pogona vitticeps (central bearded dragon)
Lineage: Eukaryota; Metazoa; Chordata; Lepidosauria; Squamata; Agamidae
Product: olfactory receptor 14A16-like
Biological process (GO): G protein-coupled receptor signaling pathway
Cellular component (GO): membrane
Molecular function (GO): olfactory receptor activity; G protein-coupled receptor activity
Source: RefSeq, a predicted model, not a curated record
AUGACUAACAAAUCUAUAGUGACGGAGUUUCUUCUGAUGGGAUUUUCUGAUGAUCGUGACGGUCAAAUUCAGCAUUCUGUGAUAUUUCUUGUCGUCUACUUAAUAGCUUUAGUGGGCAACUUGCUUAUCAUCACAGCUGUAGCCCUAGAUUACCACCUUCACAGCCCCAUGUAUUUCUUUUUGGUCAACCUAGCAUUUAUAGACAUUUGCUACAUCACUACUACUGUUCCCAAAUCCAUAAGUGUUUCAUUAAAAAACAGCAAACAGAUCUCUUUUGCUGGGUGUGUUACACAAAUCUAUUUAGUUGUCGCUUGUGCUGGUGUUGAGCUUGCCUUACUCACUAUCAUGGCAUAUGACCGUUAUGUAGCAAUUUGCCUUCCGCUACAAUAUGGGUUAAUCAUGAAGAGGCAUGCUUGCUUCCAAAUGGUAGCGGCUUCCUGGAUAAGCAACCUGUUCCAUGCAGCACUGCAAACCGGUUUAACUUUCAGGUUGAACUUCUGUGGAUCUAAUGUGAUUGGGCAGUAUUUUUGUGAUAUGCCACAGUUGCAAAAGAUUUCUUGCACUGAUACAAAAGUCAAUGAGAUUAUGAUUUUUGUCGUUGUGUCUAGUGUGGAGUCAGUUUGUUUUGCAUUUAUCUGUGCUUCCUACGUCUACAUCUUCUUUGCAGUGCUGAGGAUUCCAUCAGUUCAAGCAAGAUACAAAGCAUUCUCUACCUGUACUCCCCACUUGACUGUCUUCUCUUUGUUUUUCAUCACAGGAGUGUGUUCAUACACAAGGCCUAGAGCACUCUCCACUCCCACUGUGGACUUAAUUUCCGCCGUCUUAUAUACAGUGUUACCACCAGUUCUGAAUCCCAUCAUCUAUAGUUUUAGGAACAAGGAUAUCCAAGAGGCGAUAUGGACAAUACCAAAAAAAAUUAAGGAUCUCAUGGCAUGA